AUGUGCGGCUGGGGGAAGCGGCCCCGGGCGUCCUGCGCGGCGGCCAACGCGGCCAGUUCGUGCGCUGGCGAGGAUGUUGGCGCCGCCAUGCUGCCUUGCGCUGCGGCGCGCGAGGACCCUGGCCGCGCGAGGCGGCGUGCGACGGCACGGCGGAGUGCUGGCACGGUGUUGUUGUUGCCGCAGUCCCAGGGGAGUUUUGGAGUGGAGGUGGACGCGUGGCCUUCAUGGGCGAUCAUCGCCUUGUUGUCUGGCUGGUGCUGGAGGGUGGUGGUGUCGGCUCUCGUCGACGUUGGCGGCAUCACUUCGAAGAUGGAGAGGCGCAGGUAUAUUGCGAUAGAGCGCAUGGCUACGGCCGACGCAACAUGCGCCACCAACCCGUGCUUGGUGAUUGCGCACCUUAAUCAGAUGGCCGUUUUGAGAUGGAGGGCUCCCGAGCAGCAGCGGUUCGGCAAGAACGUCGCCGAGCAGGAUAUCAAGGCGUGGGACGUGAUGUUCGGUUGCGUGGGUGAGGACCUGGUGUUGGCUUGUUUGGCGCUGCUGAUGGACGUGUCGACCUCCUACGUUUGCGCGUCCAUCGCCAAGCUCAUGGUGAUCGCGGAGAGGUUCGAUCACCCUGUGGACGUGGUCGGCCUCGAGGAGCAGAUGCUUCUGACGCCGCGCUUGCUGCGGGGUCGUUUCUGCGGGCUGCCCCCGCUAGUGGAGGCGACGCGUUCGGCGGUGGUCGGCGCCGGGCACGGCGAUUUCGGCCGCCGGGCGGUGGGCUGGGCGCUGGGCCCGGCGGCCCUGGCUGCGGCCGCAGCAGGAAGGCUCAAUCUGGCGGUCGCGCCAGGCGGGCAGUGGCAGCGCGAGCGGUGCUUGCGGGCAGGCUACUUCCGAAGCAACGGCACUAGCAGGCGCUGCGCGCGGGCGGGGCCGUCGUCGCGGCCGCAGAGCGAAGCGCUGGCCCACCUCGCGACGCCGACCUUCGAAGAUGGAAAGUUGGCGCGGGCAGCGGUGGCCAUCGGGGGGCCGCUCGACUUCUGCCGCGCCUCCACGGGCGCGGUCGCUGCCUUCGGUGACGGUUCAGGCCAGCGGGCCAGCGCGGUCGGCCCCGAGCCUCGCGCGGACGAGCUCGAUUCCAUCGCUGCCCUCGUCGGGCGUCGCGCGCGCAAGGCGCUCGGGCGGGCGUCGGAGGCCGACGCCGAGGUGCCGAAGUUUCGCGCAGAGUCGCUGAUGUUUCUGUUUUUUCAACAGUUUUGCGGCAGGCGCUGCGCUGGACCUGCCGUGACUGAGGCCAGCUUGGCGGCGGCGGCCAGCGGAGGACGCGACCGUGCCCCUACGCAGUCCAUGGGCAGUGCUGCCAGGCGUCUGCCAGGCGGGGCAGGGCGCGGGCAGUGCAGCGUCAAGGACGCGCAGGUGGUGCAGAACCGUCUGUACCGCUCCACCAAGCUCUGGGCGCUCGCCAUCGACCUCGAGGAGUCGCUGGGCACCACCGCCACGGUGCGGGCGGCCUACGACGCGGCCAUCGAGCUCAAGGUGGCGACCCCUUCCCUGAUCCUCAGCUACGCCACUUUCUUGGAGGAGCGGAAGUACUUCGAGGACGCCUUCAAGGUGUACGAGCGCGGCAUCAAGGUCGAGCCCCUCUGCAGGGCAGACGGCUGCAUGUGGCUCUACCGCGCCCGAUCUCCCGGCGCCCUGCUGCGGGGCAGCUGCUCUGCGUUUCCGGGGCACCUCGUGGACCCCGUGGCAGCGCUCGCUGGCUCGUUCCACCUCUACGGGCUGCUCUCCGGGUACGCCAACAUCUGCGGCGAUGGCUGGCAGGCGGCCCCCUCGCCACGGAGGCCUUCCUGCCGGAGCGGCCCGACAUGGCGCGCUGGGGCUUCGGCCUCGUGCGCGCGGCGCUCGAGGGCCUGGGCCCCCUGCUGCCCCCCGGCGCCCGCUCGUGCCUGCUCAUGGUCUCGGCGGCGCGCGCCGCGGGGGCGCGGAGGUCCUCCGCGGGGCGACAUGCGCUCCUGCUUCGCCUCGUCUAUCGGGGGCCCUCUCCGACGCGGGCUGCGGCUCCUCAGGGCGAGCCGGGGCGCCCGGCGCUGGGGCAGGUGGAGGGCGUGCUGCGAGGCGAUGCUGCGCGAGGUCUGGGCGGCCUGCCGCUCCAGGGCGGCAUCGGCGCGCGCCCGCGUCCGCGCCCCGCUGAGGGCGCUGCUGCUGCAGGUGCGGUCUCCAGAAGGCCGGGUGCGGGGGCUUCGCGGUGCCCCUCGCCCGUCGCCAUCUUGCGGCGCGGCUUCGGAUCGACAGGAUGCACACGGGACGGCCGCGCCGGUGGCAACGAGCUUGUGCGAUGCCGCCGGUGCGGAUGGCGUUGCUGACCUUGGCCUUCUGGCCAAUGGCACCGUUCGUGUGUUCGUGCAUGGUGUCAGCCUUCACCGGCACUGCAGCGGCGGGCCCUCGAUGCGAUGGACGCUCGAGUUCCUCGUGUACGUCGCGCCAGGUGGCCCAUGCGUGCUGUGGGCUCACACAUUAUUUGAGUACCCCACUUUGCGCUCGGUGCCUGUUGUGCAGCUGUCGGCCUGGAGAUGCAUCUUCCUAGACGUCGCUGGCAACGAGCUUGGAGAGUCUACCGGUGCAGCGGUCAAUCAUUUCGGCGAGUUCAACGUGUUGCAGUGCCCCGUGCCGGAGCAUGUUGCAAACAGCGUUGUGCCACCUGGUCACAGCAGCAGCACAGUGAGGGUUCGCUUGGAUGCUGGCUCGUGGGCGCUGCCUGUGCUGAACAUCUGCGUCGAAACGGCCGUCACACGUCGCAAGGUCGUUGGAUGCAUGGCUCCUGUCUUCCGCUUCCACGAAGUGGAGCAUGUGGUCCAGCAGUGGUUGCAUUAUCAUGUUGCCAUUGGCGUGGAGAUGAUCAUGUUGUACGACAUAGAUGAUACUGCGAAGGGCAAGCUUGAACUGCUAGGCAUCCCCGCCGAGCUCCUCCGCCGAGUCCCGGGCUCGCGGCUAUCGCCCCUAGUGCCAGAGCUCCUGGAGCACGGCGCCGGGCGCCUGCGGGUGCGCGAGCUCUUCAACCACCUCGCCCAGAACCACUGCCUCUUCCAGGUGAAGGGGCGGGCGGACUGGCUGCUCAACGACAUGGCUCUCGACCAGUACCUGGCCGUGCCCUCCGGGGGCCCCUUCGGCGUGGGCAGGGUGCUCGAGCGCCUGUCCAGGGCCCGCGGAGACGCUGCGACGCUGGACAUCCCCUGGGUCCACUUCUCGGGGCGCCUGGGCCGGCGCAGCCCGUACCUCGUAGAGGCCCUGCAGCACCGGCAGCCUCGCCAGGAGGCGCCGCGCGCUGGCGGCGCCGCCCCGACGUACCUGGACCUGCAGGCAGGGGACCCCGUGGUGAACCCGGAGAACGUGCUGGCGGUGGCCUCCGAGAUGGCGAUCGGGCGUCGCGGGACGGUCCACGCCGAGGGGAGUGCGGCAGGCUUCCUCCGCUGGAACCACUAUGUCGACCUGCACGGCCCGCGCCUGGACGGCCUCCCUGCGGACGUGGUCGACAACGGCUCCGCGUGGGCGGCACGGCUCCUGCGCGCCCUGGCGCCGCCACCCCCCGACCUGGCCGACUGGGCCCCCGGCGCCUGGUGCUUCCGGGAGGCGCCCCGGCAGGUGCGCGAGGAGCUCCGGGGGCUCUGCUGCCCGCCGUCGUCGGGGGCGGCCUCCGGGCCGCCGCCGGAGGCCUGCUGGCCGCCGUGGCACGCGAGGCGGCCGGAGCUGUGCUGCUGGGCGGGGGGCGGCGGGGCCGCCUGA
Messenger RNA from Prorocentrum cordatum, 3759 nucleotides. NCBI's taxonomy places the organism in Eukaryota, Dinophyceae, Prorocentrales, Prorocentraceae. The record is from the annotation of a GenBank genome assembly.